AAUCAGGAUCAGCGGCCAUGAAUGAGGCCCAGCAACGAGACGCCUGGGAGCUCCGUCACUGACCCCGACACCAAGCUGCAUUUGGACCAUAAACGCAGGAGCCUGGAGCCACAGUAACCUCUGGAGGAGAGGCCUGGGAAAAACAGAAGAGGACUAAAAAAUUAAAAACAGCACCAGUCAAUUUAUUCUCCAUUUUAUUUUUAUUUUGUUUUUUUUGUUAAAUAAUCCUGUCGACUCUGGAGCAUUUACCAGAAGAUAAAAAGCAGCCGUGAAUACAGGACAGGAACCUGGAGGACGGAGCAAAGAUUGCUGUGAGACACUGAACGUCAGGAGGCGAGUCUCCUGGAGGCUGUUGGCCAACAAUGAAGGUGUCACACCCAGCGAUGCCUCUCAAUCCCUGCCAUGUCUCCUUCGCACGGUGACUUCUGAUGUCCUCGGUUAAACUCACAACUGAACCAUGGUCAUUCUGCAGCAGGGGGACUAUGUGUGGCUGGACCUUAAGACAGGUCGCGAGUUUGACGUCCCCGUCGGAGCUGUGGUGAAACUUUGCGACUCUGGACAGAUCCAGGUCCUGGAUGAUGAAGGCCGGGAACACUGGAUUUUUCCUCAGAAUGCCACCAACAUCAAGCCGAUGCACCCGACCUCCAUCCACGGCGUGGAAGAUAUGAUCCGACUGGGCGACCUCAACGAAGCCGGCAUCCUCCGCAACCUCUUCAUCCGCUACAACGAACACGUCAUCUACACGUACACAGGUUCGAUCCUGGUCGCAGUGAAUCCUUAUCAGCUGCUUCCCAUCUACACUCCGGACCACAUCCGCCUCUACACCAACAGGAAGAUCGGAGAGAUGCCGCCGCACAUAUUCGCCAUCGCAGACAACUGCUACUUCAACAUGCAGAGGAACAACAAGGAUCAGUGCUGCAUCAUCAGCGGGGAAUCUGGAGCGGGGAAAACCGAGAGCACGAAGCUGAUUCUGCAGUUCCUGGCGGCCAUCAGCGGUCAGCAUUCCUGGAUAGAGCAACAGGUCCUGGAGGCCACGCCCAUCCUCGAAGCUUUUGGCAAUGCCAAGACGAUCCGCAACGACAACUCAAGUCGCUUUGGGAAGUACAUAGAUAUCCACUUCAACAAACGUGGGGCCAUCGAAGGGGCCAAAAUAGAGCAGUACCUGCUGGAGAAGUCCCGCGUCUGUCGACAGGCUCCUGAUGAGAGGAACUACCACAUUUUUUACUGCAUGUUGAAGGGCAUGGGUCCGGAGAUGAAGGCCAAACUGGGUCUGGGCCUGGCCAGAGACUACUCCUACCUCACCUUGGGUAACUGCACUGAGUGUGACGGCCGCAACGACCUCGCCGACUACUCCAGCAUACUUUCAGCCAUGAAGGUCCUCAUGUUCAGUGACACGGAGAACUUGGAGAUUUCCAAGCUGCUGGCGGCCAUCUUGCAUUUGGGCAACCUGCGAUUUGAGGCUCGUACGUACGACAAUCUGGACGCCUGUGUGGUUGUGAGAUCUCCGGACCUUCUGACUGCAGCUUCACUCAUGGAGGUGGAGGCGAAGGACGUGAUGGUGUGUUUGACGACCAGAACCCUCAUCACUCGAGGCGAAAGUGUCACCACGCCUCUCAGUGUGGAGCAAGGUCUGGACGUCAGGGACGCCUUCGUUAAGGGGAUCUACGGCAGGCUGUUCGUCUGGAUAGUAGAUAAAAUCAACGCAGCCAUUUACCGACCGCCCACCUGCGAGAGUAACAACAUAAGGAGGUCCAUCGGACUGCUGGACAUCUUCGGCUUUGAGAACUUCUUCGUCAACAGCUUCGAGCAGCUGUGCAUCAACUUCGCCAACGAGAACCUGCAGCAGUUCUUCGUCCAGCACGUCUUCAAGCUGGAGCAGGAGGAGUACAACCUGGAGGACAUCAACUGGCAGCACAUCGAGUUCACAGACAACCAGGACGCCCUGGACAUGAUCGCCAACAAACCCAUGAACAUCAUCUCCCUCAUCGACGAAGAGAGCAAGUUCCCAAAGGGGACCGACGCCACCAUGUUAUAUAAACUCAACUCGCAGCACAAGCUCAACACCAACUACAUCCCUCCUAAAAACUGCUACGAAACCCAGUUUGGCAUCCAACACUUUGCAGGAGUCGUGCAUUACGAGUCCAGAGGGUUUCUGGAGAAGAACCGCGACAGCCUCCACACCGACAUCAUCCAGCUGGUCCACUCGUCCAGGAACAAGUUCAUUAAGCAGAUCUUCCAGGCGGAUGUGGCCAUGUUUCUCUGUGGCUACCAGCAGCCCAGCACCCCCACUCCCAAGGGCGCUGAAACACGAAAGCGUUCUCCGACGCUGAGCAGCCAGUUCAAACGCUCCCUGGAGAUGCUGAUGAGGACGCUCAGCGUGUGCCAGCCGUUCUUCGUCCGCUGUGUAAAACCCAACGAGUUCAAGAAACCCAUGUUAUUUGACAGGGAGCUGUGUAUUCGCCAGCUGCGCUACUCCGGGAUGAUGGAGACCAUCCGGAUCAGGAGAGCAGGCUAUCCCAUCAGAUACAGCUUUGCUGAGUUUGUGGAUCGAUACCGAGUCCUGAUGCCCGGAAUCAAACCCGCUCACAAACAGGAGGACCUGAAGGGAACCUGUCAGCAGAUAGUCUCCGCCCGGCUGGGUAAACAGGAAGACUGGCAGAUUGGAAAAACAAAGAUUUUCUUGAAGGACCUCCAUGACAUGCAGCUGGAGAUAGAGCGAGACAAAGCCAUCACUGAUAAAGUCAUCCUCAUUCAGAAAUCAGUGCGUGGCCUAAAAGCGAGGACAAACUUUCUCCGACUCAGGAGCUCGGUGGUUUUUAUUCAGAAGGUCUGGAGGGGUUAUAGGAGCAGGAAGAAUUACCAAAUUAUGAGGUCGGGUUUCAUCCGCCUCCAGGCGGUCUGCAGGUCCAGGAAGUACUACAGAAGCUACCGGAUCACUCGGCGCCGCAUCACCCUCAUCCAAGCCCGCUGCCGAGGCUUCCUCGUCCGUCAGACCUUCUGGAGACGUCUGCGGGCCGUGUUGACCAUCCAGGCCUACACCAGAGGCAUGAUAGCCAGACGCCUCUGCCAGAGGCUGAGGGCCGAGCUCCAGCGGCGGCUGGACGCCGAGCGGCAGCGCCUGACCGAGGAGGAGCAGCUGCGGAACCAGAUGACGGUGCGGCGGGCCAAGGCGCAGGCCGAGAGGAAGCACCAGGAGCGGCUCUAUCUGUUGGCCCGGCAGCAGGAGGAGCGGGAGCGCGAGGAGAAGGAGGAGGCCAGGAGGAAGAAGGAGCUGCUGGAGCAGAUGGAGAGGGAGAAGGAGCAGCCGGUCGACCACUCCGACAUGGUGGACCGCAUGUUUGGCUUCCUCGGCGACUCGGGCCCGUUACCGAACCAGGACGGACAGGCACCAGCCGGCUUUGAAGAUCUGGAACAAGCUCCUCGCGGCGAGGAGCCAGAUGAGAUGUCGAACGACGCGCCGCCGUUGCCCGACGAAGAGGAGGAAGACUUGUCCGAGUACAAGUUCUCCAAGUUCGCCGCCACCUACUUCCAGGGCCUUUCCACUCACACCUACAUCCGACGGCCGCUGAAGCAACCGCUGCUGUUCCACGAGGACGAAGGGGACCAGCUGGCUGCUUUAGCUGUCUGGAUCACCGUGCUGAGGUUCAUGGGGGACCUGUCGGAGCCCAAAUGCCAAGUGGUCCUCAACGACGGCAGCGAGAAGAUCCCCGUCAUGACCAAGAUCUACGAGACGCUCGGCAGGAGGACGACCUACAAGCGGGAGCUGCAGGAGCUGCAGGUGGAGGAAGAGAACAGCUCCACGGACUCUCAGAAGAGAAACAGCGUCAGACACAAACUGGUGUCUCUGACCCUAAAGAGGAAGUCAAAGAUAACAGAAGAGGUGACCCGGCGGCUGACGGAGGGGGCGGACUACGGCCUGCAGGGGAACAGCAUGCUGGAGGACCGGCCCACCUCCAACCUGGAGAAGCUUCACUUCAUCAUUGGCAACGGCAUCUUACGCCCAGCCCUCAGGGAUGAGAUCUACUGUCAGAUCUGCAAGCAGCUGACACAGAACCCGUCCAAAAGCAGCCACGCUCGAGGAUGGAUCCUCCUGUCACUCUGCGUCGGCUGCUUCUCGCCCUCCGAGAAGUUCGUCAAAUAUUUACGAACCUUCCUGAAGAACGGCCCUCCUGGUUAUGCUCCGUACUGUGAAGAGAGGCUGAGGAGGACGUUUGUGAACCGCACGCGAACUCAGCCGCCAUCUUGGCUGGAGCUGCAGGCCACCAAGUCUAAGAAGCCCAUCAUGCUGCCUGUGACGUUCAUGGACGGCACCACCAAGACGCUGCUGGCCGACUCUGCAACCACCGCCUUCGAGCUCUGCAACGCUCUGGCAGACAAGAUCAACCUGCGUGAUCGCUUCGGCUUCUCCCUCUACAUCGCCCUGUUCGAUAAGGUCUCCUCUCUGGGCAGCGGCAGCGACCACGUCAUGGACGCCGUCUCCCAGUGCGAGCAGUACGCCAAGGAGCAGGGCGCCCAGGAGAGGAACGCCCCCUGGAGGCUGUUUUUCAGGAAGGAGAUCUUCAGCCCCUGGCACGACCCGACGGAGGACUACGUCGCCACAAACCUCAUUUACCAGCAGAUCGUCAGAGGGGUGAAGUUUGGAGAGUACCGCUGCGAGAAGGAGGAAGAUCUGGCCGAGCUGGCCUCCCAGCAGUACUUCGUGGAUUACGGCUCGGAGGUCCUCCAGGAGCGCCUGCUCAGCCUCAUCCCGUCCUACAUCCCCGACAGAGAAGUCACCUCAGCCAAGACGGUGGAGAAGUGGGCUCAGCUCAUCAUCAGCGCCCACAAAAAGGGACUGCACCACAAAAGGAGGCCGAGCACCCAGAGGGUGAAGGAGGACGUGGUGGACUUCGCUCGGUUGAAGUGGCCUUUGCUCUUCUCUCGCUUCUACGAGGCCUUCAAGUUCUCAGGGCCCAGUCUGCCCAAGAAUGAUGUGAUCGUGGCGGUAAACUGGACCGGGGUUUACUUUGUGGACGAGCAGGAGCAGGUCCUGCUGGAGCUGUCGUUCCCGGAGAUCACCGCCGUGUCCAGCAGCAGAGGAGGCAAGCUGCAGGGUCAGAGUUUCACCCUGGCCACCAUCAAAGGAGACGAGUACACCUUCACCUCCAACAACGCGGAGGACAUCCGGGACCUGGUGGUCACCUUCCUGGAAGGCCUCAGGAAGAGGUCCAAGUACCUGGUGGCCCUGCUGGACUGCCCCAGCCCCGCUGGCGUGGACUCCACCUUCCUGAGCCUCUGCAAGGGCGAUCUGAUCCUCCUGGACGAACACGACGGCGAGCACGUGAUGAACUCCGGCUGGGCUCACGGCGUCAACGACCGGACCAAACAGAGGGGCGACUUCCCCGCCGACGCCGUCUACGUGCUGCCCACCAUCACCAGGCCGCAGUACGACAUCGUGGCUCUGGUGACGAUGACUCCUGAUCAGAGGAGAGAGUCUCUCAGUUUGUCCCAGAUGAGCCUUUCUGAGACGGACAAAUCCAAGGCCUACACCCUGGAGGAGUUUUCCUACGACCACUUCAGGCCGCCCCCGAAGAGCACCCUGAGCCGGGUGAUGAUGUCCAAGGCUCGGGGGAAGGAGCGCCUGUGGAGCUGCAUCAGGGAGCCGCUCAAACAGCCGCUGCUGAAGAAGGUGCUGGCCCACGACGAGCUCUCCCAGGAGGCCCUUCUGGCCUUCAUAGCUGUGAUGAAAUAUAUGGGCGACUACCCGUCCAAGCGCGCGCGAUCCGUCAACGAGCUCACCGACCAGAUAUUCGAAGGCGCGCUGAAGGCGGAGCCGCUCAAAGAUGAAGUCUACUGUCAGAUUCUCAAACAGCUCACGGACAACCACAUCAAGUACAGCGAGGAGAAGGGCUGGGAGCUGCUGUGGCUCUGCACCGGUUUGUUUCCUCCCAGUAACAUCCUGCUGCCUCACGUCCAGAAGUUCCUGCAGGCCAAGAAGCACUACCCGCUGGCUCCGGACUGCAUGCAGCGGCUGCAGAAAGCCCUACGGAACGGAUCGAGGAAGUACCCUCCUCACCUGGUGGAGGUGGAGGCCAUCCAGCACAAGACCACCCAGAUUUUCCACAAGGUUUACUUCCCUGACGACUCGGACGAGGUGUUUGAAGUGGAGUCGAGCACGAAGGCCAAAGAUUUCUGCCACAACAUCUCCGGACGGCUGAUGCUGAAAUCCUCGGAGGGCUUCAGUCUGUUUGUGAAGAUCACCGAUAAGGUCAUCAGCGUCCCAGACGGCGACUUUUUCUUCGACUUUGUGAGGCACCUGACAGACUGGAUCAAAAAGGCGAGGCACGGUACGACCGGCGCGGCGCCUUCGCUCACCUACCAGGUGUUCUUCAUGAAGAAGCUGUGGACCAACACGGUGCCGGGCAAAGACUCCAUGGCCGACUCCAUCUUCCACUAUUACCAGGAGCUGCCCAAGUAUCUUCGUGGCUACCACAAGUGUUCCAGGGAGGAGGUGCACCAGCUGGCGGCUCUGAUCUACAGGGUGAAGUUUGACGAGGAUAAAUCACAUUUCCAGAAUAUUGCUAAGAUCCUGAAGGACCUUGUCCCUCAGGACCAGAUCCGUCUUCUGUCCCCAGACGACUGGAAGAGGACGAUCAUGACGCUGUUUAACAAACAGGCAGGAAAAACCCAGGAAGAAGCCAAACUCUCCUUCCUGAAGAUCAUUUACAAGUGGCAGACGUUUGGCUCCGCCUUCUUUGAGGUCAAGCAAACAACAGACCCAAACUACCCAGAAACUCUCCUGAUUGCAAUCAAUAAACACGGAGUCAGCCUGAUUGACCCAAAGACGAAGGACAUCCUGACCACUCAUCCCUUCACAAAGAUCUCCAACUGGAGCAGCGGCAACACGUACUUCCACAUCACCAUCGGCAACCUGGUGCGAGGCAGCAAGCUGCUCUGCGAGACGUCCCUGGGUUACAAGAUGGACGACCUCCUGACCUCUUACAUCAGCCAGAUGCUGACGACGAUGACCAAACAGCGAACCUCCAGAGGCAGCAGCAAGUAA
Messenger RNA from Fundulus heteroclitus (mummichog), 7042 nucleotides. RefSeq names its product unconventional myosin-VIIa. The transcript is spliced from 50 exons. The record is from RefSeq and is a predicted model, not a curated record. Gene Ontology annotation, molecular function: cytoskeletal motor activity; ATP binding; protein binding. Bases 458 to 7042 code for a protein of 2194 amino acids. NCBI's taxonomy places the organism in Eukaryota, Metazoa, Chordata, Actinopteri, Cyprinodontiformes, Fundulidae. Gene Ontology annotation, cellular component: cytoskeleton; myosin complex.